AUGUCUGGAAAAAAGGAGACGCCUAAUUCAAGGGCCCCUCCACUCAAUUUAACAACCCCUAGAAGGGAUUUGAAAAUAUUGUCAUCUCCUCUUGACACACAACAGGAUACCAGGGCUCAUAAUUCGAACAUACAGUACAACUGUUCACAUAGCGAUAGCAAAAUAUACAAGGUGACAAAGCCUGCUCGAUACUUGACCUUACAUGAAUCCAUCUGCUCCAGGCGAAGCCAUCAUAUUCAUAAUAAAUCUCUCCACGAAGACGGCACAAAAGCAUUAAGCUGGGUGAACUCUUUAAUAAAUAGAGGUAAAAGCAUACUCAGUACGAUGGAAAAGGAAGAUUCUUUGUUUGAGCGGGAACUUGAGAAGGAAAGACAGCGCUCCCAGCUUCAUGACUCUUUAAUUAACACCUAUACCGGUAGUAAUAAACCUCAUCAACGACUGCUUGAUCUCAAGAAGAGACAGUACGGAACGGAUACUUCUUUCCAAAAUAAUGAUGAAAUUCCUUUAGACAGCUUUAUUAGUUCUGUUUCCCCAGAGGUUGAGGACGAGACGUCCUCAAAUAUCUCCUUUGAUGAGGAUGAAGACCUCGAAGACGACCGGUCAUCAAUCAAGAGUAACAAUGUUAGAAAGGAUGAAAACGACUUAUUUGGAGAAGGUGAAGAUACUGGUGAUCGGAGCGAUGCUUCGAUAAUAAUAUUAUCAGAUGAAGAAUAUGCAGGAGGAGCAGCCUCUCGAGAUGUGUCGGAUGAAGGUGAGUAUGAUUCUCAGGAGGAAGAACAAGCUGAAAAAGUGGGUAGGGAACAGGAACAAGGAAAUGCCUAUAUCAACGAAGUAGUGGCUACUGUAACUACUUUCUCUAAUCUUAGUGACCAUCAAAACUAUUCUAGGAAAGCGAAAAUGCAGUUAGAGGAUAAUGAUAAUGAUAAUGAUGAUGAUGAUUUGGAAAGUAGUCCCGAAAAAUAUGGAGGUCACGAUGAAGAUGUCGAUGAAGAUGUCGACGAAAGUUACCAUGAAGGAGAAGCGAAAGAUUCAAUUGACUUUUCAAAGUACAUGCAACCGAGAACAAAUAAUAUCAAAGCCUCAAAUGUUUCAAAACAUCAAUCUUAUCAUAACCAAAUUCGUCAUACGUAUUCCGAAGAUGGAUCAUUUGAUUCCGGUUCAGUUAAUAUUUCAAUGGAUGAUGAAUCUGAAGGUGAAAGGAAUGAAGAAGAAAGUUCUAGUUUGUACUCAGAAGACGCUGCUAGUAUGCACUUUUCCAAUGAGCAAGAAUUAUUAGACAGCGGAUCAGAUAGUGGACAAGAGAGUGAAAAAGAAAAAUUAAGAGAUUUUGAGUACGAAGUUGUGCACGGAAAAGAAAAUACAUUAGAAGAGACUCAUAGUAUAAGCGAUAGUAAAAACAAGGGUAUUAAUAAAGGCGCUCAUAGUGAGGACGAAAAAGAAGAUCAGGAAAGUGGGCGACAAUCCGAUGAAGAUGAUAGUAUUCAAAUUUCUUCUGAUGAUAGUAUUAAAAUUGCUUCUGAUGACAGUUUUCAUGAAAGUAAUAUUGAUGACUCGGAUUCAACCUUGGAAAGGAAAGGAAUCCAUUCUGAUGAUGGCGGAAAUUAUGAAGCAAUUUCAGAAAAUACUGAAAAUAAUUUGGACCAGCAACAGCAAAAUUUUGAAAAUUCAGAAGAUAACUUGUAUAAUCUCGCCAAAAAAGCUAUGCUUCAGUUGCAAGAGGGUAAGAACUUGAUCAGAUUUCAGGCAGAAGAGAAAGUUUCCGAAUCUGACCAAGACAAUUCAGACAGAAGAGACAUAUCUACAAUAUCCUCACAGGAAAUCGAAGAGCAAACAUCAACUCGAAAAGACUUCGCUUACAGAAUAGGAAACGAAAAUCCAGAAAUUCGUCGAGAUGGUUCUCAACUAUUUGACGAAGUAAUAACUGAAAAAGCUUCAAAGAAAUAUUCAGAAAAUCCAUUAGAAGGGGAGUUGAAGUCACUUUCCGCAGACUCAACACUUAACAAUUUAUCAAUUGUAGAUGAAGACACCGUCUACUAUUCUCUUGAUGAAACUGAUGCUGUAGGACCAGAAAAUUUCACCAAUGCUCCUGUUUUGAAAACUAAGCCUACAAGUUCCGCAUACGAAAUAGUAUUUUCAGGGUCUGUGUAUAGUUCUACCUCUUCUGAAGAUAAUUCAGAGAUCAUGCCGUCACAAGUAGAGUACGCGUCGCCUUUCGUGAAUGACCCAUUCGAUGCGUUGGAUGAUGACUAUGAAAAAAAGAAUAGCAUAUUAAAGUCAACACUAGCAGCUUUGGCUGGGCCUAUUGAUUCAGAAACCGAAGAACAAGAAUCCACAGAAUUUUGUUCAACAUUUAAAUCUGGAAGCUUCGACGUCGUUCAAAAGUUAAGCGAAGAAAUCCAUCAGAUGAGUGAUUCUGACGAAAAUACUGAUACCGGAAAUGAAGAUAUGCGUACUGAGAAUAAUAAAGAAAAAGGGACGAUUUCCAUCGUGACAACUGCCGCUGAUAAAUCUAUUGAAGAGAAUGUGGAUGAAACCUACUUUUCGGCGGUCAAUUAUACCAAUAUUAGAGAGGAUUCUUCGUCCGAAGAGGUUAUUGAAGAACCAGCUUUGGGUGCGGAGGGAGAUUCAAGACUGUGUGUUAAGGAAAUGAACGAAGUAGAAACUUCAACUGACUGCGAAGAUGGCAAAGGUGAUGAAAAUGAUAAUAUGACACGGAAUGUGUUUGCGCCCAAUUCGUCAGAUGAGUACCAACCGGUCGGUAGUAGCCCUGGCUCUCCACCUAUUAAAAUCAAGUCAAAGGAUAGUGACACUGAAAAGGAGUUACUUGGGAAAGAUUUUACAACCCCUAAAGUUGAUGCUGAUGUCAUUAUUGAAGGUCCAAGUGAAGAAAUGAGGUCUCAAGAUAGCUCACAUCAAGAAAAUGCUACACACUUGGAAGUCAAUUAUAAAGUUGUUGACCUGGACCGUAAACACGAUAAAGGAUAUACGGAAAAUUCAUCUGAUGAGGAUCCUACUGGUUCAGAAUUUGGAUACGAAGUUGCUGCUGACAGCGCUAAUGGAGGCAAAAAAAUAAGCAUGGGAGAAGGUGAUUCCGGAUUUAUAGAACCCAAAAGUGAGACAGCUGGUACAAAUCAUGGUGAAGAAUUACCCACCAAGGAAAUUAGUGCCACUUUGCCUGUAGAAGUUCACAAUGAGAAUAUGUUCACUGAGGUCAAUUGCCAAAAGACAAAGAGAAAAGAUGAGGAAAUGGAUGAUAUCAAAGAUGUAAACACGAACGAAGCGCAGAUUACCGUUAUCGAAAUAAUUGAUGAAGAUGUAAAUGAAAAUAGUACCAAAAAAUUGGAAAAGACGUGGGUUGAAAAAACGCAUUAUGAAGAUUUCUCUGGAAAAAAAACAACCGCUCUUGAAGAAAAUGCUAAUAUGAAUAACAGGAGCAGCCAAGCUUCAUCUGAGUCGGAACAAAAAGUUGGUUGUACGGGCGGGGAAAGUUCUGAGGACGAUAUCAAGGUUAAUUUGGAAGUUCAGCCUCCCGGCCCUAAACUUCAAUCCGUUAAGUUAUUAAAACCAGUAUCUACUUACUCUAAUGUAUUUUCAUCCCCCAUUCGUGCACUUGAAACAGUUAGGAAGGAAGUGGGGAAGGUAGUGGACUUGGCCGAAUCAUUUGUGAAAAAAAUUGACGUUAUGGAUUCUGAAAGUGAUGAUGCUGCUGGUAUCAGUAAUGGUAGUGAAGAACCUUCUGAAGACACGGUUUCUUGUGAUGCAUCUGAUGAUACGGAAAAAAUAAUCAGAAAAGAGAAAGACAACUGGUACAAGGGCGAGGCUACUGCAAUUGAAGAGGUUACAACAAAAACAUAUAGUAGCAAGCAUAUUGCACAUGCAACAAAUAUGAAGACAACGAAAAAUGGUCAUGAUGAAGGAAAAUCAAGUCACAGUAGUUAUUUUGAAAUAUCUGAACAGGAACUAAUGGAUAAUGAUAAUCUGCAGGAGUCGAAAGGGUCACUAAUUGAACGUUUACAAUUGGAUCAGAACAACGAUUACGACAUAGAAGAAGAAGAGGAUGAAUCAAUAUAUAGGGAGAAAAAAUCAGCGAAUAUUCACGCAGAUGAUAUAGAUGAUAUUGAAAAACAACAGCUUCUAAAGAAUCUAAAUUAUUUACAAAAUUACUCCCAGAAGCUCACUGAAAACUUCAAGCGAGGCACAGAUCAAGUAAAAUCAAAAGAAAUAGACACAGGUGGUUAUCAAGAUAUGAAAAUUGAAAAGCCUGUUGAAGAGAAAUACGUCGGAGCCAUUGAAGAAGACAGUGUUCCCGAGUUGGAUAUAAGUGCUCGGUCGAUCGAGAGUGAGGAAGACCUUUCAAAAGAGCAAGAAAAGUCAAUAGAAGAACUACAUUCAGAGCCAGAAGGGGAAAAACUGUUUGCGCUUGACAUGCAAACGCCUACACAAACGGCAGCUUUUGCCAAAAGCGAUGACGAAGAAAAACAACGUGGAGUUAUACCAUCUACGGAUCUUCCUUCCGAUCCUCCCUCUGAUACGGAAGAAACGACGGAUUCAUAUACCAAUUUAAAAAUGGAGAGCAAAUCUCCUGAGGUGGACGCGCCUAUCUCGCAAGAAGUGUACGAAAUACUCUCGGACACACCAAAUGAAGUCCUGUUGGAAACUAAUGACGAAUUGUCCAGUGCUAUGCUGGAGAAAGAUAACAAAGGUACUAAGACACCCACCUUGGACGAUGCUUCAGAAGAUUCAUCCUACUACAAUAUCAGUCAUAAAUCUGGCCGAAAUUCUACAAGCAUCAAGGUAGAUGAAGGUGAGGGGGUUGAAUUUAGAGCCGAAGAUAUACCCAUUGAGAUAGAAAUUGAAGAAGAACAAGAAAAAAUGCCUUCAAAUUCUACACUUGAAGGUAAUAAACCAAAGGCGGAAUCCAACAAUGAAGAGAGCCUUGGAAUUAACGACGCUGAAGUAAUUGGCCCAGAAGAGGAAGAGUCGAAAACGAAGAAGAAAAGUCGGAAGAGAAACUACAACAGUAGAAGAAGAAAAAGAAAAAUCACAGAAGAUAGUUCUACUAACUCAAGAAGCAAAAGAAGCAAAGGGCAUGGAGUUAAAGCGCGUAAAAAGAAUGCACGUUCCAGCGGAAGCAGAUGA
Molecule: messenger RNA, 5139 nt
Organism: Saccharomyces kudriavzevii IFO 1802
Lineage: Eukaryota; Fungi; Ascomycota; Saccharomycetes; Saccharomycetales; Saccharomycetaceae
Gene: ESC1
Product: Esc1p
Exons: 1
Coding region: 1-5139 (1712 amino acids)
Source: RefSeq, a predicted model, not a curated record